Molecule: messenger RNA, 2175 nt
Organism: Cladocopium goreaui
Lineage: Eukaryota; Dinophyceae; Suessiales; Symbiodiniaceae
Source: the annotation of a GenBank genome assembly
AUGGACAACUUCAGCUCACCAACUCUACUGCUCAGCAAGAAGGAAGCGCACGAAUUUGCGAGAUUUGUAGCUCACUGGGCUGCAAGGAGAGGCUGUGUGAAGGCAGCCAAAAACAACUGUGGUAGCGCGACCUCGGCUUGGCUCGGUUUGACAAGACAGCACAUGCGCAAAGCACGGAGUAGCGCUGAAAAGAGUGCAGUGAACCUGCGGUCCAGCUUGCAAGCUUCGAAGCCACUGACUGCAGCAGAGCGCCAGGACCUGGCGACGAGCUUGGGGCGAGAAGGGUUUGACAAGAAAGCCUGUGCAGCCUUGCUCUCCGACGGGCUUUGCCCUUUCACACCAGCCACUGCUACAGCGCUGAAGGCCCUGCACCCUUCUGCACCUGCUCCUACGGUGAAGCCUGUUGGGGAAUUACCUUUGGCUCCCGACGUCGCACCGGAGCUGGUUGCUCGAUGCUUGCGGGCUUUUCCCUCCGAAACAGCCCCGGGCCCUACCGGCCUGCGCAUACAACACCUCCGGGAAGCUUGCGUCACAGGGUGCAGUGACAAUGUUGUGGCGCACCUGGCCGCCGUGGUCAACUUGCUGAUCCAAGGCCGUGCUCCUCCAAGUGUCGCUCCGGUGCUGGCUGGCGCUGGCUUGGUCGCCUUGCCCAAGCCCAAUGGCGGUGUGCGCCCCAUCGCCGUUGGUGAGCUUCUCCGUCGUCUGGCUGGCAAAUGCCUCAUGAGCCUGGUUCGCAGUGAGGCUGGAUCGUUUUUUUGGCCAGCGCAAGUUGGCGUGGGGGUCUCGGGUGGUGCUGAGAAAGCGGUGCACGCUCUUCGGGCUUGGACCGCGCGGCACAGCGCUGCUUCUUCGAAGGCCUUGGUCAAACUGGACUUCACCAAUGCCUUCAAUUGUGUCAACCGUAAAGUCGCUUUGCGAGCAGUUGCCACCCACUUCCCCGCUCUAGCGCGCUUUGCUACUUGGUGCUACCAACAGCCCACUCGGCUGCAGUUUGGCGCUCUGGGCCUGGAGUCUCAGACCGGGGUGCAGCAAGGGGACCCAUUGGGUCCUUUGCUUUUUUCUGUGGCAUUGCAGCCUUUGGCGUUGGAACUUCGCCAGAGCAACCUCGACCUUGCCAUGUUCUACCUCGAUGAUGGCGUGUUGGCAGGUGACAUUCCAGCUGUGUCCGCAGCCUUGGCCCAUGUCCAACAAGAGGCGGCUCGCCUCGGGCUCAGCCUGAACCUCAGCAAGUGUGAAGCCGUUGUUGUGGGAGCCACUGGUGCGGCGGCUUUGCAGCCUCAUCUCCCUCAUGCUCUGCUGCUGGACGGGCACGGAGCUUGUCGGGUCCUUCGCAACUUUGAGUUCCUCGGGGCUGCCAUUGGGGACGACGCUUUCUGCCAUGACCACACUGCUGCACGCGCUUCCAAAGCUAACCGCUUGUUGGAGGCCAUUGCCGAGAUGGACGACCCCCAAGUUGCCCUGCGGCUGCUGCGCGCCUGUGGCGGCUUCACGCGCAUGGUGCAUAGCAUGCGGUGCACACCCCCACGCAGCCGCAUUAGCGCGGGGCGCAGCUUCGCGCACGCUGGUCUGGCUCUUCGGUCCAGUGUGGAGCAUGCUUCUGCCGCCUUUCUGGCGUCUUUGGGAAGCAGCUUGGCUUCUUCAGAGCUGGAUGGGGCGUUCUCGCGCCCGGAUGUGGUCGCUUGUGCGGAAGUGCAGUACGCUUUGGUGGCUUUCAAUGCUCACCUUCCACCUGCCCAAGCUUUGCCUCUGGAAAAGGCGAUGGCCUUAAAACAAAGCGCCCUUUCUGCCUGCUUGGAUGAUGCUUCGUGGGCCGCCCACCUUGGUUCUGCCAGCGCUUCUGCCAAAGCAGCGCUGCUGUCAGAAGCCUCUCCUGGAGGACGGGCCUUUCUUGGGGCUAUUCCUUCGGGCAAGACGCGCAUGGAGAAAGCCACAUUCCUCGCAGAGUUGCGACUGCGGCUGGGGGUGGCAGAUGCUCCGGCUGAUAGUUGGUGCCCGCGGUGUGAUGGGAUCAUGGACAUGCUCUCUCAUCACGCUGGAAGUUGCAUUGCUGGCGGGGAGCGCACCCAGCGCCACCAUGCCGUCCGCGAUGUAGUCUUCACCUGGGCGGCAAAAGCCGGGCUCCAUCCUGAAAAGGAGCGGCCAAGCCGCGCCCCAGAGGAGAGAGGUAAUUCAUAG